GAGGAGCGCAGGGCCGAACUUGGUCCGCGCCCAGCCUAGAGCGAGGACGAGGACGCCGACGGAGAGGUAUCGCGAGCCGUGACAGCCAUGGCGCCGGAGAGACUGUGGCUGCUGGUGGUCGUGGUGGCCGUCGUGCUGCCCGCCGCCCUGCCCGCCAAGUACGUGCCGAAGUGGAAGAAGCAGGCGUGCGAGAUUCCGGCUCGGCAGCACCCGGGCUCGCACUACACCUGCGACGACAACGGCGACGUCAAGUGCCUCCCGGGUUGGACCGGCGACCUCUGCGACGUGCCAGUGUGCCGCCGGGGCUGCGACCCGCUGCAGGGCUACUGCAAGCGUCCCGGCGAGUGCCGCUGCAAGCUGGGCUUCUACGGCGACCUGUGCAACAAGUGCAUCGCGCUGCCCGGCUGCCAGCACGGCUACUGCAACAACAGCUUCGAGUGCAACUGCGAGGAGGGCUGGGACGGCCUCUUCUGCUCCGAGCCCAUCUGCCGGUCGGACUGCCACGCGACGAGGGGCUACUGCGAGUCCCCCGGGGAGUGCCGGUGCCGCCUGGGCUGGGCCGGCGAGACCUGCCGCGAGUGCCAGGUGCUGCCGGGCUGCCAGAACGGCUACUGCACCAAGCCGCUGGAGUGCCGCUGCAAGGAGGGCUGGAGCGGCAUCCUCUGCCAGACAGCCAUCUGCGCGGACAACUGCCACAAGGAGCGCGGAUACUGCAGGAAGCCCGGCGAGUGCAGGUGCAAGGUGGGCUGGUGGGGCAACAACUGCGACAAGUGCUUCGCGUACCCGGGCUGCGUGCACGGCUCCUGCGCCCGCCCCUGGGAGUGCAACUGCGAGCCGGGCUGGGGCGGCAUGCUGUGCGACAAAGAGCUGCGCUACUGCCGCGACAACGAGGGCACCUGCCUGAACGGCGGCACGUGCGUGGACCUCACCGAGGAGGACGGCAACUUCACCUGCGAGUGCCCGCCCGGCUUCCUGGGCAAGCACUGCGAGGUGUCCAAGCUCGGCAACGCUACCACCCCCAGCCCGCCUCGGACGACGACGGCGGCGUCCACGACUUCCUCGGCGCCUAGCUUCACGACCAGCGCGACGGCGUCCACGGUCACGACGUCGUCCUCGGAGACGGAGUCCAAGUCCUCCGUCGCGACCCCCACCACCGCAGCGAACGAAACCACCGUCGCGGCCACUGACGCCACCACCCCGACCACGGCGUCGAGCAACAGUUCCACAAUGACGGAAGCUUCCACGUCCGCGCCGACCACGACCUCCGAACCGCCGGCAACCACACUGAGAGCGUCGCUGCUCAAGGUCAAGAGGGUGUCAUCCAGCAAGCUGAGGACGCAGCACCCCGGCCACCACAGGCCGCUGCUGCACCACCACCACCACCAUCUGUCGCUGGACCACAGCAAUGAGGCCUUUUGAGCGCGGACCUGCCCCUAGAACCUGUUCUCAUAGCUACAAAUGAUCAAAGCCAAAUAUUCUCAGGAACGUCACAGUAAGCAGUUUCAUUGGGAGCAUUUAGAACAGAUGCUUACAAGAAAACUUGAAUCGUUGAAGAGCCUUGGUGAUAUUGAAAGGUUGAAUAGCUGAGUUAACUAGCAUAUGUAUUUAUUUAUUUAUUAUUUAUUUAUUUAUUUAUUUAUUUUUGUCCCAGAAUAAAGUAAUAAAAAACAUCUGACUUUC
This is a messenger RNA of Thrips palmi, 1680 nucleotides long. RefSeq names its product delta-like protein 4. The transcript is spliced from 9 exons. The record is from RefSeq and is a predicted model, not a curated record. NCBI's taxonomy places the organism in Eukaryota, Metazoa, Arthropoda, Insecta, Thysanoptera, Thripidae. Gene Ontology annotation, molecular function: calcium ion binding; signaling receptor binding. Gene Ontology annotation, cellular component: extracellular region; cell surface; membrane. The coding region runs from base 88 to 1419 and encodes 443 amino acids. Gene Ontology annotation, biological process: anatomical structure development; cell communication.